GGGGCGAGACUCAGGCGCGGUGCGUCCGAGGAGGCAGCUGGAGUCAUGGCGGAAGCGGCGGCGGAGAAAGCUUACUACAGGUUCCUGGUACUUUUCUUCAAUUGCCUCCUGACCUUUGGCUCCUACUUCUGCUUCGAUAUCCCCAGUGUCUUGCAAGACCAGUUCCAAGGGAACCUGACCUGUCUGAAUGGGACACACCCGAAUGGAACAGAGCAGAACGGGACAGCCGGCUGUGUGGAAGGCCUGGGCAUGACCCCUGAAGAAUACAACCUCCUGUACGCCAUCUAUGCCUGGACCAAUGCGUUGGUGGUGAUCGUUGCUGGCUUCUUGAUCGACAAACUGGGAAAUCGCUUUGGUGUCUUCGUCUUCUCUUUCCUCACCGUGCUGGGAUCAUCCGUUUUUGCCCUGGGCUCUCACUUUAAAGGAACGCCAUACCUUUUGCCGCUGAUGCUGACGGGCAGGUUGCUUUUUGGCUCUGGAAACGGGUCGCUCACCAUUGUGCAGAAUCGCAUCACCGCCUUCUGGUUCAAGGGGAAAGAGCUGGCUUUGGCCUUUGGGCUGACCCUCUCCUUCUCCCGCCUUGGAAGCGUCCUCAACUUCUUCUUCACCCAGCAGUUCGAAAGCCACUUUGGGGUCCAGUGGACUCUCUGGGGAGGGACCUUUCUCUGUGCGCUGGGCUUUCUUUCGGCCGUCACGGUCAGCGUGCUGGACAGAGUUGGCAUGAAGCAGCUCGGCUUGGAUGGCGUUAUCCAGCAGGAGUCCAAGAAAGUGCGGGUUCAGGAUGUCCGGCAUUUGCCUCUUCGCUACUGGCUUCUGGUUCUCACCAUCAUGUUCUUCUACAACGGAGUCUUCCCCUUUGUAGCAGAUGCAAGGGUCAAAAUGGCUCAGGUAGUCGCAGACAGGGAGCAUGUAGGAAACCGAAGUCCUGAUGACUUUUUGGAGGACUAUGUCGGUCUGCGAGGUGUGUUUGCUGUUGGCUGUGCGGUUCUGACUCUGCCCGUCUUUGCUCUCCUGGCCUUCACCUUUGUCCCCCCGCUUGUCUCCACCGUCUGGUUGGGUAUCACUUACUCCUUCGCAGCAGCUAGCAUGUGGCCCUCCAUUCCACUCGUGGUCCCCCAGGCAACCUUGGGAACAGCCAUGGGGCUUGCAACCUCCAUACAGAUGAUCGGCAUCGGCCUCUCCAAUGUGAUUGUUGGACGGAUUCUGGGGACGAAGUCCAGUGAAUUAAAGAUCCCGCUCUGGCGCUGGCAACAAAUGAUGGUCUUCAUGCUAGCGAACACCAUCGCUUGCAUCGUCACCUCCAUCGGACUCAACAUAGUGGACAAGAAGCAGGGAGGAACGUUGAACCGUACGACAAAACGCUCGUUGCCAGAGCCGCUGGCCAGGCAGCCUGGGGAUACAGCCCCGCUCCUCAACGAGGGAGAAGAGGAAGGAUCCAUCAACUAGAAGCACAGACUGCAAAAGCACCAGUAGUCCACCAUCUUUUAAACCCCCCACCCCAUCGCUUUCAGAUAUUUUGUAAGGGAAACUCAGUGAACCAGGUACCUAAGAGACAGGAAUUCAUGUCAACUGAUCUUAUGGUAGAGACGGAGAAUGACUUUCAGCCUGUGUUAUGGAAGGGUCUAGAAACUGAGCGUCAGGGCUAUUUUGGGGCAGGAACGCACAGGAACGGAGUUCCGGCUGGCUUCCAAGUUGGCC
Messenger RNA from Gekko japonicus, 1698 nucleotides. RefSeq names its product major facilitator superfamily domain-containing protein 1-like. The transcript is spliced from 13 exons. The record is from RefSeq and is a predicted model, not a curated record. Gene Ontology annotation, molecular function: transmembrane transporter activity. Lineage: Eukaryota; Metazoa; Chordata; Lepidosauria; Squamata; Gekkonidae. Gene Ontology annotation, biological process: transmembrane transport. Bases 46 to 1446 code for a protein of 466 amino acids.